Lolium rigidum is the source of this 948-nucleotide messenger RNA. RefSeq names its product E3 ubiquitin-protein ligase AIRP2-like. Gene Ontology annotation, biological process: protein ubiquitination. The coding region runs from base 100 to 741 and encodes 213 amino acids. Gene Ontology annotation, molecular function: ubiquitin protein ligase activity. NCBI's taxonomy places the organism in Eukaryota, Viridiplantae, Streptophyta, Magnoliopsida, Poales, Poaceae. The transcript has 6 exons. The record is from RefSeq and is a predicted model, not a curated record.
UCCUUCAGGGACUCGCUCAAGGUGCUGCAGGCCGACAUCCAGCACGCCAACACCCUGGCGUCGGACUGCUCCAGGGACUACGACGGGGCCUGCCUGCAGAUGCGCAUGUCCUACAGCCCCGCCGCGCAGUUCCUCCUCUUCCUCGUGCGGUGGACCGACUGCAGCCUCGCCGGCGCGCUCGGACUCCUCAGGAUCCUCAUCUACAAGGUCUAUGUGGAUGGAACCACCACCAUGUCCACCCACGAGAGGAAGGCCAGCAUCAGGGAGUUCUACGCCGUGAUAUUCCCCUCACUCAUGCAACUGCACGACGGGAUCAGCGACGACGACGACCGGAGGCAGAAGGCGGCCUGCUCGGAGCGGUACAGGAGGAGAGACAACGAUGCAGAGAAAAGUAAGAAGCCCGUCGACGCCGAGAUCGACGAGGAGUGCGGGAUCUGCAUGGAGCUCAACGGCAAGGUGGUGCUGCCCAACUGCAGCCACGCCAUGUGCAUCGAGUGCUACCGUCAAUGGCGCUCGAGAUCGCAAUCCUGCCCCUUCUGCCGUGACAGCCUCAAAAGAGUCAACUCCGGUGACCUGUGGAUGCUCACAGACCACCGUGACGCGGUCAACAUGGCGACGGUGACUAGGGAAAACAUUAGACGUCUGUUCACCUACAUCGAGAAGCUGCCUCUCGUCACACUGGAUAACAUCUUUGAUGCCUAUGAUUCUCAUAGGAUGUUCCUCGUCCUAGGAUGUGGCUGACCAUGGAGCAGCUUGUGAACUCUGACAAAGAGACCUUGUGAGCUCUGACCAAGGUGCCGUAGAGUUGUGCCCAGUUUUUGUAAAUGCUUGUACAGAUGUAUAAUUUGCAUGGAAAUGUCUAGGGAUAGUCGAAUCAAUAUGUUCUACAGCAUGCUUUGUACAUAUUUGUAAUUUGGGUGAGAAUUUUUAGUGUAUGCAACUUAUUUA